Molecule: messenger RNA, 5190 nt
Organism: Cheilinus undulatus (humphead wrasse)
Lineage: Eukaryota; Metazoa; Chordata; Actinopteri; Labriformes; Labridae
Gene: top2a
Product: DNA topoisomerase II alpha
Exons: 35
Coding region: 118-4851 (1577 amino acids)
Biological process (GO): DNA topological change; sister chromatid segregation; resolution of meiotic recombination intermediates
Cellular component (GO): nucleus
Molecular function (GO): DNA topoisomerase type II (double strand cut, ATP-hydrolyzing) activity; DNA binding; ATP binding
Source: RefSeq, a predicted model, not a curated record
AAGAGGAGCGACGAAACGUUUUAGAGCAGUCAGGGAGCAGUUAUUCAGCUAGAAUUGACACUAAACGUAUUUUAAGUCACCCCAGGUCCUAGGGAUUUUCAAAAAAAGAGAAGAAAAAUGGCGGAACCAUUGAAGAGCUUCUUUGAAAACAAGCCAGUGGAGAAGACAAAGAAAGAUCCAAAGCGGCUGUCAGUUGAGAGGAUCUAUCAAAAGAAGACUCAGUUGGAGCACAUUUUGCUCAGACCAGACUCCUACAUAGGCUCUGUUGAGCCCGUCACCCAGCAAAUGUGGGUGUAUGAUGAGGAUGUUGGACUGAACUGCCGUGACAUUACAUUUGUUCCUGGGCUUUACAAGAUCUUUGAUGAGAUCCUUGUAAAUGCAGCUGACAACAAGCAGAGGGAUAAGAGCAUGUCCCUUAUCAAGGUCAACAUUGAUGUUGAAAACAACACUAUUAGUGUGUGGAACAAUGGGAAGGGUAUUCCUGUGGUGGAGCACAAGGUGGAAAAGGUCUAUGUGCCUGCUCUUAUCUUUGGACAACUGCUUACAUCCAGUAACUACAAUGACGAUCAGAAGAAAGUCACUGGUGGACGUAAUGGAUAUGGUGCUAAGCUCUGCAAUAUCUUCAGCACAAAAUUCACUGUCGAGACAGCCUGUAAAGAAUCAAAGAAAUGCUUCAAGCAGACUUGGUAUGACAACAUGGGAAGAGCAGGGGAUGCAAAAAUCACUUCCUUUGAUGGAGAGGAGUUCACCUGCAUCACCUUCAGGCCUGACCUGCCUAAGUUUAAAAUGAGCAUCCUUGACAAAGACACAGUGGCUCUGAUGACCAGGAGGGCCUAUGACAUUGGCGGAGCUGCCAAGGGUGUUCGUGUGUACUUAAACGGCAAGAAGCUGCCAGUCACGGGUUUCCGAAACUAUGUGGACUUGUAUUUGAAGGACAAAGUCGAUGAGGUUGGUAAUCCCCUAACUGUGGUCCAUGAGGUUGUCAACGAGCGCUGGGAGGUCUGCCUCACCAUGAGUGAGAAAGGUUUCCAGCAAGUCAGCUUCGUCAACAGUAUUGCCACCACCAAGGGAGGGAGGCACAUCGACUAUGUGGCUGACCAGGUCAUUGCCAAGAUCAUCGAAGUGGUGAAGAAGAAGAACAAAGCUGGAGUGGCUGUCAAGCCCUUCCAGGUGAAGAAUCACAUGUGGCUGUUUGUCAACUGUCUGAUUGAAAACCCGACUUUUGACUCUCAGACCAAAGAGAACAUGACUCUGCAACAGAAGAGCUUUGGCUCCACUUGUCCUCUCGGUGACAAGUUCAUCAAACAGGCCACAAGCUGUGGGAUUGUGGAAAGCAUCAUGAACUGGGUAAAGUUCAAGGCUCAGACCCAACUCAACAAGAAAUGCUCAGCUGUUAAACACACCAAGAUCAAAGGGGUGCCAAAGCUGGAUGAUGCCAACGAUGCAGGUGGGAAGAACUCCAGCAGAUGCACACUGAUCCUCACUGAGGGAGACUCAGCCAAGACACUGGCUGUGUCUGGGUUGGGAGUGGUUGGAAGGGAUCACUAUGGUGUCUUCCCUCUCAGAGGAAAACUGCUGAAUGUGCGGGAGGCCUCACUCAAACAGAUUAUGGAGAAUGCUGAAAUCAACAACAUCAUAAAGAUCCUGGGCCUUCAGUACAAGAAAAACUACAGUGACCCAGAAUCCCUCAAGACUCUGCGUUAUGGCAAGAUCAUGAUCAUGACAGAUCAGGAUCAAGAUGGCUCUCACAUUAAGGGUCUCCUUAUCAACUUCAUCCACCACAACUGGCCAUCAUUGCUGCGUCACAACUUCCUUGAAGAGUUCAUCACUCCCAUCAUCAAGGCAACUCACAAGAAAAAUCAGCUCUCCUUCUACAGUAUUCCUGAGUUCAAUGAAUGGAAGGAAAGCCAGUCCAACAUCAAAUCUUGGAAAAUCAAAUACUACAAAGGUUUGGGAACUAGCACAUCGCAGGAAGCCAAGGAGUACUUCUCUGAUAUGCAGAGACACAGAAUUCCAUUCAAGUACUGUGGCCCUGAAGAUGAUGAGGCUAUAACCCUUGCCUUUAGCAAAAAGAAAAUUGAUGAGAGGAAGGAGUGGCUGACAAACUUCAUGAUGAAUAGGCGUCAGCGCAGGGAGCACAACCUGCCAGAGGAGUACCUGUAUGGUCAGUCCACCAAGUUCCUCUCCUACAAUGAAUUUGUCAACAAGGAGCUGGUUCUUUUCUCCAACUCCGACAAUGAGAGGUCACUCCCCUGCCUGGUGGAUGGUCUAAAGCCAGGCCAGAGAAAAGUGGUGUUCUGUUGCCUUAAGAGGAACGACAAGCGUGAGGUGAAGGUGGCCCAGCUGGCCGGUUCUGUGGCUGAGAUGUCUGCUUACCACCAUGGAGAGGCUUCUCUCAUGAUGACCAUCAUCGGCUUGGCCCAAAACUUUGUGGGAAGCAACAACUUAAACCUGUUGCAGCCUCUAGGCCAGUUUGGAACCAGGCUGCAUGGAGGAAAGGACUCUGCCAGUCCUCGAUACAUUUUCACCAUGCUCAGCCCUCUUGCACGCCUUGUUUUCCCACCUGUGGACGACAACCUGCUGAAGUACAACUAUGACGACAACCAGCGUGUUGAGCCUGAGUGGUACAUUCCCAUCAUCCCCAUUGUUCUGGUGAAUGGUGGUGAAGGCAUCGGCACUGGCUGGGCCAGCAAGAUCCCCAACUUUGACAUCCGGGAGAUUGUCGCUAAUAUUCACCGCAUGCUCAAUGGAGAAGACCCUCUGCCUAUGCUUCCAAGCUACAAAGGCUUCAAAGGAACGAUUGAUCAGAUCAUGGACAACCAGUACUUGAACAAUGGAGAGGUUGCCAUCAUUGACUCCACCACCAUAGAGAUCACUGAGUUGCCUGUCAAAACCUGGACACAGGUCUAUAAGGAGAACGUGCUGGAGCCAAUGUUGAAUGGCACAGAGAAGGUCCCGGCUCUGAUCACAGACUACAAGGAGUACCACACUGACACCACUGUCCGCUUUGUGGUCAAAAUGACAGAAGAGAAGCUGAUGCAGGCCGAGGCUGCUGGCCUCCACAAAGUCUUCAAACUUCAGAACCCCCUUACUUGCAACUCUAUGGUUCUGUUCGACCAUGUGGGCAGCCUGAGGAAGUAUGAGUCUGUGCAGGAUAUUCUGAAGGAGUUCUUUGAGCUGAGAAUGAAGUACUACAGGCUGAGGAAAGACUGGCUGGCUGGCAUGCUGGGAGCUGAGAGCGCAAAACUCUCCAACCAGGCUCGCUUCAUCUUGGAGAAAAUUCAGGGCACCCUUGUCAUUGAGAACAAGCCAAAGAAGGAGCUGAUCCGCAUGCUGCAGGAGAUGGGCUACGACUCUGAUCCAGUUAAAGCCUGGAAACAGGCUCAAGAGAAGGAUGCAGAGGAAAUGGAUGAAAAUGAAGAGGAGGAGAAGGAGCAAGAGGAAACCAACACUGGGCCAGACUAUAACUACCUUCUGAGCAUGCCCAUGUGGUACCUGACCAAAGAAAAGAAGGACGAGCUGUGCAAACAAAGGGAUGACAAGUUGACAGAGCUGAACACCCUGAAGAAGAAGUCUCCAGAAGACCUGUGGAAAGAAGACCUUGCUGCUUUCUCUGAGGAACUCGAGAAGUUUGAACAAAAAGAGAAGGAGGCUGCCGCUGCUGUUCCUACUAAAAAGGGAGCUGGAAAAGGAAAAUCUGUGAAGGUGAAGCAGGAGACUUUGCCCACACCACAGGGUCGCCGCGUUGUCCCACGUGUCACCAGCACCAUGAAAGCAGAAGCUAACAGGAAGGCUGUUCUCAAGAAAGGAGAAGGCAAAAGAGGCAAAAAUAUCAAGACUGAAGAUGUGGUGGUGAAAAUGGAGUUCGAAGAAGAAGGAGAGAAUGCAGAGCCGGGAGAGGAGAUGAGUUUGGCGGCACGGCUCAACAAGAAGGCUAAAACUCAGGCAAAGGACACGGGAGCAUCAAAGAGCAGCAAGCAGAGCACUCUUCAGUUCAAACCUGUUUCCAAAAAGCCCAAGAAGAAUAUGUGGUCUGAUGACGAGUUUGAUGACAUGUCUGACAGUGAAGUAGAGAUGGCAGAGGUGGUUGCUCCCAGAGAGCGGGUUGAACGCAGAACUAAAGCUGCCGUAAAGUACAGCAUGUCUGACAGCGAGGAUGAGUUUGAUAACUUGGAAAAGGACCUCCAGAAACAGAAAGCUGUCAUCAGCGAUGAUGACGAUGUCAGCUUUAUCCCAGACCCAAGCACCGCAGCUGACAGCGAUGUGGAGCCUCCAGCCCCGCCUCCAAAAGCUCCAGAACCAACGAAGAAAGUUGCAAAAAGUAAAUCAACAGUGAAAAAAUCUGAAACCAAGUCGAGCUCUCAGUCAGAGGAUCAGGCACCUGCACCCAAGGCUCCAGUUCAACGUAAAACCAAAGAGGCUGCACCCAAGAAAGCUCCUGCUGCGAAGAAACAAGCUGCAUCCAAAAAGAAGGUUGCAGAUGCAAAGCAGCCGUCCAUCCUGGAUGCUCUGUCGAAUUCUAACAAGUCCUCCCAAAAAUCCACCAAGAAGAUGCCUUCAUUUGACUCAAGCGACUCAGAGGGGGAAGUGAAAGCUGUGAAGUCGAAGCCAGUUCUGAAACGCAAGCAGAAAAUCAGCGAUGACUCUGACAGCGACUCUGGCAACCUCAUGUCUCGCCUCAAGGGUAAAACAACUGCAGGCGGCAAGAAAACUAAGAAAUGGGACGAUGACGACAGCUUCUUUAAUUCAGACCAGGAAGCUGCAGCUCCAGUAGUUGUGGCACCCCGAGAUAAGCCUGCACGUGCCCGCAAACCUGUCACCUACAACGUGGACUCGGACUCAGACUUUUAAUUUUCCUCUCUAGUUUUCUAACGCUCUAGUUUUGUGUUUAAGACAGAUCCUUUAGCAGCUUAGACUAAGAGUUUGCAUUGUCUAGUAUAAGCUUUGCUUAUAUCUCAAGAUGAAGUUAUGGCUUGAAUUGAUCUUUAGACUUAACCAUAUUCAUAUUUAAGGGCAAUGGUGACACAAAUGCAUAGUCCAUUAACUGUUUGGACCUCACAAGUGCAGCUCUGAUUUUACUGUUAUUGCUUUGAUAUCCACUUUUCUUUUAUGUGUUUGUCUUGUCUUGUAAAUAUUUCAAUGGCUGUUUUUUGUAAUAUUGGAAAAUAAAGCUGUGUAUUCAUUGUAAAA